Molecule: messenger RNA, 871 nt
Organism: Aureobasidium pullulans EXF-150
Lineage: Eukaryota; Fungi; Ascomycota; Dothideomycetes; Dothideales; Saccotheciaceae
Exons: 2
Coding region: 85-825 (246 amino acids)
Source: RefSeq, a predicted model, not a curated record
GCCCAUGCCAUUGGUCUUGCAUUUUCUACCAUACUUUGCGAUUUUCUAUUCCACUUCUGUCAUUGAACACUCAAUCAAGUCGAAAUGAGAUACAACAUCGCUAUUGCCACUCUGGCCACUGUGGUCGCCGCAUCCGAGCACCCCCUCCUUGCUGCCCGCCAAACCGACAACACGGAAGAAUACAUCCAAGAAGUCUGUUUCCCAAACACCACCUCGCCAGUCCCCCCCUGUCAGGCAAUCCUCAACAUCGAAUCCGCCUGCCUUCCCAACGGCACUUCCACCCUCGCCUACGAAGCCCAUCAACAAUGCAUGUGCAACGGCGGUUACUUCCCCAACUGGCGCGGCUGCCUCAACUGUCAAUACGUCCACGGAACCCGCAGUGAAGCCGUCGCCGAAGCUUUCGACAACAUCUUGUCCUCCGCAUCACAGCAAUUCUGCACUGGCACCCCUACCGCAGUGUUCGCGGACUAUUUCUCCGCAUUGAGUGAUAGCUCGCCGCAGACUGCCACCGGUGCUGCUACGACCACGAGCGAUCAGUUCCCUAGCCAGAGUGCUGUGAGCUUGUACUAUACAGCCAGCGGUAACCAGGGACCUGGCGCCAUCACUGGAAGCGCUGCUCAAGCUACAGCUACCGCCUCUGCUGCUUCUGCAUCCAGUGGCAGUCUGGCUGCUAGUGCUGCGACCACUUCCGCUGCUAGAACUUCUGGUGCAUCCAGCAGUGCUAGAUCGAGUUCGGGCUCGAUGACUUCGGCGAGAUCGAGUGGAAGUUCUAGCGGUUCGGCUGCCUCUGCUGCUUCGACUUCCGGAGCUAUGAUGUUGCUGUAAAAUCUUCUAGAGGUAAUGGUGAUGGAAUCAUGUAAACGUAAUAAUG